GUUUUGGUGGUUUCUCCGUUUUCUUAUUUCUUCUUCUUAUGGAUUCUGAUCGAUUCCUCCUCUUCUUUACUCAAACUGCUGACCCAGUUCGUCGGAAUCCCCUCCGCCGCCCUGUUUUACGGCGAUUUCCUCGUAUUCCGCCUCUGUAAGCUGCUUCACUCGUCUACCAUUAUCCUGGACUUGGAUUUUUUCUGAGAAACCAAGAAACUGAUUCUUUAUGAGAAUUGAAAUUUCAAAGCUGAUGGGGCAUUUCUCCACCAUGUUCAAUGGGCUGGCAAGGUCGUUUUCCUUCAAGAAAGGUAGAAACUCGGCGAGUCUAGUUGACGAGGGAGGGCGAGAAGCUGCAAAAGCCAUGAUCAAGGAUGCGAAAAGGAAAGACUCGAUAUUGUGCACCACUGGUGUCGUCAAUGCCGAAGGUUCGAAUACUUUUGCUUCGGUGUUCUCGAAAAAAGGCGAAAAAGGAGUUAACCAAGAUUGCUGCAUUGUGUGGGAGGAAUUUGGAUGCCAAGAAGACUUGAUAUUUUGUGGGGUUUUCGAUGGGCACGGACCGUGGGGUCAUUUUGUUGCGAAGGCGGUAAGAGAAUCAAUGCCACCAUCUUUGCUGUGCCAUUGGCAGCAAGGACUUGCUCAAGCUUUCCUCGACCCGGAAUUGGAUUCAGAAAAGAAGCAUCAGCGGUUCGACAUAUGGAAGCAUUCCUAUUUAAGAACUUGUGCUGCCAUCGAUCACGAACUCGAGCAGCACCGUAAAAUCGAUACGUUUUAUAGUGGAACAACUGCACUGUCCAUUGUUAAACAGGGCGAGCUAGUCGUUUUAGCCAAUGUUGGCGACUCCCGAGCAGUCUUGGGUACUACUUCUGAUGAUGGAAGUGUAGUACCGGAUCAGCUCACCGUCGACUUCAAACCGAACCUACCUCAGGAGGCCGAGCGGAUAAUUCAAUGCAAUGGGAGGGUGUUUUGUUUAAAUGACGAGCCGGGUGUUCAUAGGGUCUGGCUUCCGAACGAGGAAACGCCCGGGUUGGCGAUGUCGAGAGCCUUCGGUGAUUAUUGUAUUAAAGAAUUUGGACUCAUUUCUGUGCCAGAAGUUACCUAUAGAAGUAUAACCAGCAGAGACCAAUUCAUUAUAUUGGCAACUGAUGGGGUAUGGGAUGUUGUCACCAACCAAGAAGCAGUGGAGAUUGUAUCAUCGACACCGGAUAGAACGAAAUCGUCAAAACGUCUGGUCGAGUGUGCUGUUCGGGCAUGGAAACGGAAGAGACGAGGCAUCGCAAUGGAUGAUAUGUCAGCUAUCUGCCUCUUCUUCCACUCAUCAGAGCAAGAACAUCACCUUGUAACUUUAUUAGCAUUUCAAUAGUUUUUUUUUUUUUGGAAGACUUGGGCCUUGCUUGAUAGAUUAAAAUUCGGACUAAAUUUAUAAUUUAACCGACAAUAUAAUUUCAAGACAGGUACGAGGUUAGGUCGGAC
Cucurbita maxima (winter squash) is the source of this 1461-nucleotide messenger RNA. Its product is annotated as probable protein phosphatase 2C 34. The record is from RefSeq and is a predicted model, not a curated record. Gene Ontology annotation, molecular function: protein serine/threonine phosphatase activity. NCBI's taxonomy places the organism in Eukaryota, Viridiplantae, Streptophyta, Magnoliopsida, Cucurbitales, Cucurbitaceae. Gene Ontology annotation, biological process: protein dephosphorylation. Bases 218 to 1351 code for a protein of 377 amino acids. The transcript is spliced from 8 exons.